CCUCACACCAGAUACCCAGCUAAAAUCAUGAGUGACUAUCUUGAACACAAUGGUACGCUGUAAGCUGCGCAGCAAGGUUCAAAUGCCUGGUAGAAUGCUAGAAUGCUUCCGACGUCUCGUCUAGGGUAGUUCAGCAAAAUAAAUACAACAUACAAAUGACGCAGCGGCGUAUGCACUUUGCUAUGGUGUGCGCGGCGAAUAACAAUCGCUCCAUGGAGUCCCACGCUAUGCUAAAGAAGCAUGGCAUGCACGUCAGCUCGUACGGCGUGGGCGCGCACGUGAAGCUGCCGGGGCCCAGCCAGAAGGAACCCAACGUGUACAAGUUCGGCACUCCCUACAAGGUCAUCCAUGACGACCUGGAGUCAAAGGACCCGGAGCUGUACGCGCGCAACGGGCUGCUGACCAUGCUGCGCCGCAACAUGGGCGUCAAGACCGCGCCGGAGAGGUUCCAGGACAACAGGGACCAUUUCGACGUCGUCGUGACGUUUGAGGAGCGAGUGAUGGAGCAGGUCAUUGAGGACAUGAACCAGCGAUCUCAGGUGACACUACAGCCGCUGCUGGUUUGUAACCUGGACGUCAAGGACAGUCACGAGGAGGCCGCGAACGCGGCGCCGCUGACCCUCAAGCUGUGUCAGAUGUUGGAGCAGGGCGGCGAGUGGGAGGACUGUGUGGACGAGGUGGUGGGCCAGUUUCAAAUGGAGACCGGGCGGCGGCUGACCUACACCAUCUGCUACUACUAGCGCUAGCAAGGCCCGUCCGUGCAAAACAUGCAGCUACAGUGGUAUCGUAUGCAGUGAAUCUCUGCCUAGGUGCGGGGUGCGUAUCUUCCACUGUCCUGGUGAAGAAACGUGAGGUGCUAAGACGCAGGCCUCGCAAGCCAGGAGGGGCGGGCUAGGGGGCGUGCGGCUAGGGCCGGCGGAAUAUUGCUAUGUGCGCGGCGCUCACAAGCAGGUGUGUGCUAGUGGUCGACAACUGUUCGAUCUGCUGGGAAUGCAGUAAUGGCGCGGAUUAAGUCGCAAAUAUUAGCAGACUUUUGCUCUAGGUUGUGUCUCGGCGCCAAACCGAGGGGGUGGGACCGAGUCUCGCCAGGCCACCCUUGGAUUGAGUGAAGAGCAGGUGGAAAUAUUAAAGGUGAACAAACCCCGAAGUGCCAUAAUGGAUGAGGAGGUGGAGUGAUGUAUGCAGGCAUAAGAUGGGCAUUAGGAUAUUGGGAACAGCCUUGGUAAUUGGAAUGUGGCGGUGGCACGUGCGUGUUUCAGUACUCUGUACAGCAAAAUUUCAGCUGUUCUUCAGUGCCGGAGCAGUCUCAAGCACCGCCGGCGCAUGAUGGCAUCAUUUAGAGCACAGGAGCCUGGCGUGUGCUGAUGGGGGACUGCCUAGCACGAUCAAGCUGCACUUGCUGUGAGUGACGCAGCUGCAAACGGGCGGUAUUGUCCCCGUGGUUGCGGGGCUUCGAGCGGCCCAAAGGUGAAGCCAGUGACCCAGUGUAGCUCAGCGGCUGGCGGAGUGGCGGACUGUUAGCCUGUCAGGCAUAAGGGAUGGCAGGCAGAAGGCGGAGGUGACUGGGUGCCUGGGACUGUGGAGUGUGGGGCAUGAACUCCUGCACUGCCUGCGCUCUGGCACGGCUACUGGAUGAUGACACGGUUCGCAGGUGGUUGUGACACAUUUCCGUGUCAGCACCCAGAGUCCCAGAUCUUGUACAUGUCCGCGGCCUUUUCA
This is a messenger RNA of Chlamydomonas reinhardtii, 1719 nucleotides long. RefSeq lists its product as uncharacterized. The record is from RefSeq and is a predicted model, not a curated record. NCBI's taxonomy places the organism in Eukaryota, Viridiplantae, Chlorophyta, Chlorophyceae, Chlamydomonadales, Chlamydomonadaceae. The transcript has 7 exons. Gene Ontology annotation, cellular component: mRNA cleavage and polyadenylation specificity factor complex; nucleus. The coding region runs from base 213 to 740 and encodes 175 amino acids. Gene Ontology annotation, molecular function: RNA polymerase II CTD heptapeptide repeat phosphatase activity. Gene Ontology annotation, biological process: termination of RNA polymerase II transcription.